CAUUGGAACACAGUUUGAAUGGUUCCUGUGCCACGACUACAAGCAUUGUUGGAUAUCAAUUAUAAAAUUCGAAGCAAGAAGACGUGAAUGAUGUUAAAGUUGAUAUUAUUUGGAGGUUUAUUUUUUAUGGGCUUCGUUUCGGCUGAUGUAAUGACUGAGAAAGAUGUUCGUGAAAUUUGCGAAAAUGUCGUAAAAGAGCAACUUGAACAGAUUAAGCAGAUGUCCUCAAUAGCCGGUCCACCAGGACUACCGGGCAGACCAGGUUACCCGGGAGUCCCGGGACUAAUGGGAGAAAAAGGAAAUGAGGGCCAUCCAGGGUUACCGGGUAUGCCAGGUUACCCAGGACUAAAGGGAGACAAAGGUGAUACUGGUUUACCUGGUUUACCUGGUUAUCCGGGCCUAAAAGGGGAAUCGUGCAACAUGCCAAUCGCAUGGUAAGAAAAUAACGGACCGAUCUAUAAUUCCAUUUUUGGCAAAUUUGAUGUGUAGUUCUUGGUUAACUUUGAUUAUUCUUAUUGUAAAUAGUUUUUAUUUACUUUUUACAAUAUACCAUUGUUUUUGUUGUCAAUUCAUUUUUGUUUUUAAAAAUCAGUUUGUUCAUCUAACUCACUGAAGAAGGAAGCAUUGUUUCCGAA
Messenger RNA from Contarinia nasturtii (swede midge), 635 nucleotides. Its product is annotated as collagen alpha-1(XXIII) chain-like. The record is from RefSeq and is a predicted model, not a curated record. The coding region runs from base 88 to 438 and encodes 116 amino acids. The transcript is spliced from 8 exons. NCBI's taxonomy places the organism in Eukaryota, Metazoa, Arthropoda, Insecta, Diptera, Cecidomyiidae.